Messenger RNA from Spirodela intermedia, 1128 nucleotides. Lineage: Eukaryota; Viridiplantae; Streptophyta; Magnoliopsida; Alismatales; Araceae. The record is from the annotation of a GenBank genome assembly.
AUGAAGGACAAAGACGGCCCUACAGGGUUGUCCGAGGAUCUGCAGCGUCCAGAAGAGAGGAACGAUGCGAACACACAGAACCUUUUCGCCGGCGGGGAGGGCGCCUCCAGGGCUGCGGCAUCCGCGGUGGCACCGGUGGAAGCAAGAACCGACGCGAUUCCUUGUCCGUAUUGCGGGAGGACCUUCCGCUCAAGGAAGGCGAUGUUCGGGCACUUGAGAUCCCAUCCGAAGAUGAAACCCUGUGCGCCGCUCUUCCCUGGCGGGCCGCCGAAACCUGCUCCGGCCGGCGAUGCGGCGGCGGCGAAUGGCAGCGCAAACGGAGACACCAAGGGAAUGGAGACAAGCGUGCAGGACGGCGUGAUCUCCGUAGAGGAAGCGGCCAACAUUCUGCUGCAUUUCCGUUCCGCCAUCAUUGACAGGCUCAGCACGGCGGCGGGCGGCCAGUGCUUCGUGGCGGCCCGGCCAUACAUGAGGAAGAGGACGAAGAUGCAGUUGAUCGGUCAGGACAAGCUGAAUGGCGGCGGUGUAGGAGGAAAGGGAGAUUCAUGCCACAGGGACGAGAACCCCAUGAAAGAUGCGGCCGCCAACCUGCUGUCUUUCGGCUCCAGCUUCGCAGCAUCGUCCAUCGCGGCGGCGGGAGGCAAUAAUCUGGAGGCGGCCCUGCCAUGCGGGAGGAAGAGAAUGAAGAAACCGCAGACUGGUCGGCCGGAGCUGAAUAAUGGCGGUGGAGGAAAGGGAAAUCCUUGCCAUCAGGUUGGCAUCGGGGAGAUCGAGACGAAAUGCUGCAACGGCAAGCGUCCGGAGGUAGGAGGUUCGUGGAGAGGCGGCAAAGAUGAGGAGAGGUUGGAUGGACGCCGCAUGCAAAGUUGCAAUAUUUGCGGCAGUUCCUUCCCUUCCGGGCAGGCCCUUGGUGGCCAUAUGCGGAAGCAUUGGAAAGGGCCGAACAACGCCGCCGUACCCACCGCCGCCGCCGCUAGGAUUCCGUGGAAUGUGCAACCGGCGCCACGGAGCAGAGCCUUGGACAUCAAUCUAAACAGGUCGCCCCCUCCAGAGCACGACUCGGGCGACGUACCAGGUACGACCCAUGAAACUCCCUCUCUAGAGUGGGUUUCUUCCUCCUUCGCUUAG